Molecule: messenger RNA, 1632 nt
Organism: Penicillium coprophilum
Lineage: Eukaryota; Fungi; Ascomycota; Eurotiomycetes; Eurotiales; Aspergillaceae
Product: CCCH zinc finger protein
Exons: 2
Coding region: 1-1632 (543 amino acids)
Source: RefSeq, a predicted model, not a curated record
AUGGACAGAAUUGGGGCGGACACGGCGGACAUGGUGGAGGACAUGGCGGAGGCCAGCGAGGACGUGGAAGGGGACAAGGCAAUCGAGGCCGAGGAGGUCAUCAUGCAACUGGACAAGCGCCAUCGUAUCUUCCACCUACAGGUUUCAACUACGCGCAACCAAUCUUCGGGGAGCUAUCAACACUACAACACGCCCAAUCUUCCUACACCUUACCCUCCCACACCUCCGACGUAUAUGCAAGGCUUACCGACCCCUCCGCAUGGCCAUACACCAAACAAUCAAGCAAUGAUGCCCCCCAUGUCAUGGCGCAAUGAUAUGCCAGGUGCGGCGCCAUACAUGGGAGCCCAACCGGGGCAAGCACGAGGACCACGACCUCCCCAUGCGCAUAGCAAUCAAGGUCCAAAACCCAAGCACAAUCAGAAGCGGGAUCAUUCAUCUGCAUUCAACAAGCCUCAAUCAACUGCACCACGGACUCCCGCUGCGCCUGCCGUCCCAAGCUUCGGCAACCCUCUGCCCUCGAAGCCACCACCAGCCGCAGACUCCACAGCUAACAGAAAAGCAAAGAAGCGGAAAAGAAAGCACAAUCAACUCGGGCUGACCCCUCAUACCGAAGAUCACGAGUCAAGCGAAGAAGAGGCUGAUGAAGAUGAAGAGUCGAAGCUGGCGCAAAGUGGAUCUGAUGCAGCACCACUUCAGGUCUCAUACAAAGGGAAAACAUCCACAUUACAAACACCAUCCGAUAUUGCUGCUUGGAUUGCAGAGCGGAGAAGGAAAUUCCCCACCAAAGCUCGAGUUGAAGAAAAGAUGAAGUCUAUGGAGGAGGCAAAGGCAGCCCGUGAAGCAGUCCGCCAGCAAAAGCAAAAAGAACAGCAGGAAAAGCGACGAGAGCAUAUACAGAAACAAAACGAACACAAGACUGACCCCGCUGCAGAUGCGACAACAAACGCGCAACGCAGGGAGAAGAUCCGGCGCAACCUUGAAAGAGAGGAGAAACGAAUCCAAAAAGCUAUGGCUGAGACCGAAGCAGCUCGUCUCCGAAUGGAAGCUCUACAGAAGGAGGCAUUGAGCCUGAAUGUAGAUUUCAACCAAGAAGAAGAUACGGGUAUCACGCCCGUGCACCAACUUCCGCCCCCGAAUUCAGUGAUCAAGACUGAACCUGCAAACGUGAUGCCAGAACCAACCAUCAAAACCGAACCCUAUAAGGCGGUUCCCGAAUCAGCCAUCAUCACUGAAGCCGAAACCGCUGAAACCGCUGAAACCGCAGUGCGUGAGGCAACCAUAAAAACCGAGUCCCAAGACCUAGUUUCAGAGUCGACGCAAUUCGCCGACCCUAUUCCCCACCAGACAGAGGCGCAGGGAGAUCCCGGAUGCUUGCCCGAGUCCAACAAUCUCGAGGCCACGAUCAAUACCGUACAUCCGACCGACGAUGGCUUGGAUGACAUGGAGGUCGCAUCCGAUCACGAGGCCAGUGAUUGGACGUCAUCGGGUGCUUCUGGCACAGAUUUCGACUCCGACUCUGACAGCGACGACUCUGCGCCAGAGCAAGCAACUUCACGUCGCACGGGACCAGAGCGAGUGCCACCCCCCACCCCGCGAGGGCAAAAGGACUGUUUGUCGUUACUUUGCACGUAA